AUGAAUUUUCAGUCAUAUUCACGUGGAUGGGUUUGCAAGAUCGUUUUCGUGGCUUUCCUCGUACUACUUCCGACUGCAGUUUUAGGGGAAUGUACUUGUGAUGCCGACGAGGAAGAUCGGAACAAAAGUUUAGCGCUCAAAUAUAAGUUAGCUGCUCUUGCUUCAAUCCUCGUUGCGAGUGCAAUUGGGGUUUGUCUUCCCGUUUUGGGGAAGUCCAUACGAGCUUUGAGUCCAGAGAGAAGCUUUUUCUUUAUUAUAAAGGCAUUCGCAGCCGGAGUAAUUUUGUCGACGGGUUUCAUCCACGUGCUUCCUGAUGCGUUCGAAAGCUUGACAUCUCCGUGUAUACCGGAUCGCCCGUGGGGAGAUUUUCCAUUCACGGGCUUCGUGGCGAUGGUUUCCGCCAUUGGGACUCUUAUGGUGGACACAUACGCAACCUCCUAUUACAGCAAGAAAUCAAGCGGCAAGGCGCAAAUAGCUAGUGGCGAAGAAGGAGUUGUCCCUGUUCAUACUCAUGCCACCCACGGUCACGCACAUGGAGCAGUAUCGAUGGAAAUUGAUUCUGGUGAAACACAACUUCUUCGUCACCGUGUAAUCUCACAGGUGUUGGAGUUGGGAAUUAUAGUCCAUUCUGUAAUUAUUGGAAUUGCUUUAGGUGCUUCUGAAAGUCCUAAAACGAUAAGGCCUUUAAUUGCUGCUUUGACCUUCCAUCAAUUCUUUGAAGGCAUAGGGCUAGGAGGAUGCAUAACCCAGGCUAAGUUUAAAUCAUGCGCAGUUGCAAUAAUGGCCCUCUUCUUCUCGCUCACAACCCCAAUAGGCAUCGUGAUAGGCAUCGGAAUAACCAACAUUUAUAGUGAGACCAGUCCCAAUGCUCUUAUUGAUUCUGUAUACUUUGUAGAAGAAGGAAAUAGAGUAGGUGCUAGCGUUAAUGUCUUCUUCAAGGCAGAACAAGCUGGGAAGAGGGCAGCAGACGAAGUGCAGCAAUUCCGGCUUUCAAUUACGGUGGACACAUUCACAACCUCCUAUUACAACAAGAAAUCAAGUGGCAGUGGCAAUGAAGGAGGAUUUGUCCCUGUUCAUACUCAUGCCACACACGGUCAUGCACAUGGAUCAGUAUCGAUGGAUACUGAUGCUGGUGAAACACAACUUCUUCGUCACCGCGUAAUCUCAAAGGUGUUGGAGUUGGGAAUUAUAGUCCAUUCUGUAAUUAUUGGAAUUGCUUUAGGUGCUUCUGAAAGUCCUAAAACAAUAAGGCCUCUAAUUGCUGCUUUGACCUUCCAUCAAUUCUUUGAAGGCAUAGGGCUAGGAGGAUGCAUAACCCAGGUAUUCACACUUGUAAUUCUUGUCUCAUGA
Molecule: messenger RNA, 1350 nt
Organism: Fraxinus pennsylvanica
Lineage: Eukaryota; Viridiplantae; Streptophyta; Magnoliopsida; Lamiales; Oleaceae
Source: the annotation of a GenBank genome assembly